Molecule: messenger RNA, 2952 nt
Organism: Xyrauchen texanus (razorback sucker)
Lineage: Eukaryota; Metazoa; Chordata; Actinopteri; Cypriniformes; Catostomidae
Gene: tent4b
Product: terminal nucleotidyltransferase 4B
Exons: 12
Coding region: 775-2709 (644 amino acids)
Biological process (GO): RNA 3'-end processing
Cellular component (GO): TRAMP complex; nucleolus
Molecular function (GO): poly(A) RNA polymerase activity; mRNA binding
Source: RefSeq, a predicted model, not a curated record
AUAUAUAAUGCAACAAGUGAGAAAUGCAGAACAGAAACAAGGUAAGGCAUUUUAAGUAAUGAGCACUGUUCACUUUCGGUGAUUCUCCUCAUCAUAACCAUCUUCGUGUAAAAACAGUGGUAUUUCAAUUGCAUCCACUUCGUCUGCGAUAAAGAACGCGAACGCGAUCUCUUCCAUUGCUGACGUUUGCAGUCCACAACACAGCGAGAUUCAGGAAGUGUCCGGCUUGCCUGCACUUUUUUCACUCCUCCCCUCACUGCAGCCGCCUACUCUCACCUACAUUUCAGGCGAGGCAAGGCGCAUCUCAAACAAGCCUACUAUCUAUCUAUCUAUCUAUCAAGCACGCUGUUGUUACGUAACGGAAACUGUAAUGUGCGCUCUUGCGUAAUGACACUAGCUGUCCGCGUGCUCCCGCCGCUGCACGCUCCCGCCAGCCCGAGCAUGCGCAGUAGCGCCGUUCGAUGUCCGCCAUUGAGAGACACACGAUCUGUGAAACGGGUCAGAAGCACUGACACAGACGACACGACCGUUUCUACAUUCCCCGAGCCCUCAAAUUUGACGGUUGCCUUUUAUUUUAACUGAACAUCUUUUUUUACAUCCCGUUUUCCUUGCUGACACCGCUUUUUGUCUGUCGUGAGAGGCGUCUAUGGACCCGCACAGUCUCGUGCGGAUAUUUUAGUUGCCGUACAGGGCGAACAGCGCGUGUGUCCCACAGCUCAAACCGAGCCUGGCUCUGUUCUCGGGGCCAGUGUGCCUGCAGCAGCUCCGCGUUUGAUGGAUCCAAGAAUCGCCUGGUUUCAGCCAGAACAGCGCGGACCCGCCAACAACCUGUGGAUGCACAUCUGGGAAACGACACAGACGCUGGGAAACCUCUACUUUAACAACAACUGCAACACAGCCAACGCCAAACUGACAAACAGCAGCAGCAGCGAGCCCAAGGACCAUCAGGGGAUGUCUGGAUCCAAACCCGACAGUGAGGUCGCCGAACAGCACGACUUCAUCCCGCUCGAGACCCUUAACAACAAUAACAGCAGCAGCCGGGUGAGCAAGGGUGUUGGCGGAGGAGGUCAACUGGGUGUCACCGCGGUAGCAGGAGUGGGCAGAGGGUACCCACACAAGAGGAAAAGAGACAAUAAGGCGAGUACCUACGACUUUAACAGGAGUCUGCUGCUGACAGCGGGCUCACAGGAGAUCUUUACGGGCACGCCGUGGAAGAGCAGAAACUACUCCGAUGGCGUCGUAGGGCUGCAUGAGGAGAUAAAGGACUUUUAUGAGUACAUUUCUCCUCGUCCAGAGGAGGAGCACAUGAGGCAGGAGGUGGUGGACAGGAUCGAGAAAGUCAUCAAGGACCUGUGGCCCAAUGCCGAGGUUCAAGUGUUUGGCAGCUUCAGCACAGGGUUGUAUUUACCUACAAGUGAUAUAGACUUGGUGGUUUUUGGUAACUGGGAGACUUUGCCCCUCUGGACUUUGGAAGAGGCACUACGCAAGAGACGAGUUGCAGAUGAGAAUACUGUCAAAGUUCUGGACAAAGCAACGGUCCCUAUUAUCAAGCUGACAGACUUGCACACAGAGGUCAAAGUGGACAUUAGCUUUAAUGUACGUAGUGGUGUGAAUGCUGCAAACCUCAUCAAAGAAUUCAAACAGCGAUUCCCCGUGUUACCGUAUCUGGUGCUGGUUUUGAAACAGUUUUUACUGCAGAGAGAGCUGAAUGAAGUUUUCACCGGAGGAAUUGGAUCAUACAGUUUAUUCCUCAUGGCUGUCAGCUUCUUACAGAUGCACUACCGAGAGGAUGUAUGUAGUCCAAACUCAAAUCUGGGUGUGCUGCUGAUUGAGUUUUUUGAGCUGUAUGGUCGGCAUUUUAACUACCUGAAGACGGGGAUCAGGAUCAAAGAUGGUGGCUCAUAUGUGGCCAAAGAUGAAGUGCAUAAAGGCAUGCUAGAUGGGUACAGACCCUCUAUGCUUUACAUUGAGGAUCCUGUGCAGCCAGAAAACGAUGUCGGGCGAAGUUCGUAUGGGGCGAUGCAGGUGAAAGACGCUUUUGAUUAUGCUUACGUUGUCUUAAGUCAUGCUGUAUCCCCUAUCACCAAGUACUAUCCUAACAACAAGUCGGAGAGCAUUCUAGGUAGAAUAAUACGUGUCACUCAGGAAGUGGCAGAGUACCGUGACUGGAUCAGUGAACACUGGGGUCAGCAGAGCAACAGUGAGCCUGUCCUCUACUGUAAUGGAAAUGAUGUUACACUCAAAUCACUUGAGCCUAAGGAACUUGAUGAGUGUAAUAAUAACCUUUCAGAAGAAGUUAUGAUGCUUCCUCCAGUUCCCCGGAGCAAAGUGUCAUCUAACUCCUCCUCUCCUCCCCCAUCUUCACCUUCAUCACCAUCAUCAUCCCAAUCCUCAAUGACUUCUAGUUCAAGUGAUGCAGACUCUGAUGGAACACCCUAUAAGACGGUGAAAGCGAUGGGUGGGCGGAGCUCCAGCUCUUACAAUGAGAAUACUGAGAGGAAUCUGUCCAAUCACAGAUCACAGAAUCAUUCACCGACAAUGCCCAUCCCAACUAAUAAGGGCAGUAAGAGUCGACAACGUGCAAAGAAAAGUACUCAAGCACCACAGAACAACCCCAACAAGAUCCAGCAAAACAGCAAGCCUCAUCACAAAGCCCAUAUAAAGAGGAAACCUCAGCGUGAGGUAGCGCACCAGGACCAGUGUAGAUAGGGGAAGCUGUUCUUGCAUUCUCACACCUGCUCUUACCAUCUUUGACCACAGAUGGGUGCUGAUGGCAUCAUUUAUCUCUCCGGUCCCCAUUGUUCAAGGGAAGUGUGUGACUGUAGCUGGAAAAGAACAAAACAAAACAAACAAAUCAAAAAAAUAAUUCAAAUGGGGUGUAGACCACAUGUGGCAGAGUUUAGGCCUGUACUCCUGGCUUCUGCACAGCUUCUGCUCACUGCUCAUGGGGGG